UGUGCCGCACCGGGCUCCCAGUCAUGGCUUCCACUGACUCCUCCGCCGUCACCGAGCUCUGCCAGAACGGGCGCCAGGUGUUCAUGGACGCCUCCCAGCUGCUUCUUACCUAUGCCGACAACAUCCUGCGGAGUCCAAAUGAAGAAAAGUACCGAUCUAUAAGAAUUGGGAACACAGCAUUUUCCACCAGACUCUUGCCAGUCCCAGGUGCUGUGGAGUGUUUAUUUGAAAUGGGAUUUGAAGAGGGAGAGACACAUCUUGUGUUUCCUAAGAAGGCAUCAGUAGAAAAGUUGAGGAAGGUCAGAGACCGUAUAGCAUCUGAAAGAGACAAGCACCUUAAUGGGUCAAGCGUGACAGUACCUGCUGCUACAGGGAGUGUGCAGCAAACAGCAAGUCCAAGCCUGGCAUCUGAAAUAAAAUUCUUUAAAAUGCUACAGUCAAACUCCCAGCAUGUCUUGAUGUACGAGCUGCCUGAACUUCAGCAGAAAGCCAGAGAACAUAUUCCUGUGUCAGAACUGAAAGCAAAAGCGCAGAAAAAACUACAGGAAGCCAGAAGUCUUGAAGCUGACACCACAAUGAGUGAAGACGAAUUCUUGACAUUAGAGCUGUUACACUGGUUUAAAGAGCAGUUCUUCAGCUGGGUGAACAGCAUUCCUUGUAGUAGGUGCGAAGGGCCGACUGAGGCGAAAGGAUCAUUGUCAUCUUCUGCCGAUGAUCUGCAGUGGGGGGCUACCAGGGUGGAGAAUCAUUACUGCAACAAGUGCCAGUACAUCAACAGGUUCCCAAGAUACAAUGACCCAGGGAAGCUUUUGGAAACCAGACGUGGGCGAUGUGGUGAAUGGGCGAACUGCUUUACCUUGUGCUGCAGGGCUGUAGGACUGGAAGCAAGAUAUGUGUGGGACGCCACAGAUCAUGUCUGGACUGAGGUGUUCUCUUCAUCUCAAAACAGAUGGCUUCAUUGUGACCCAUGUGAGAAUGCCUGCGACAAACCUCUCCUAUAUGAGGUCGGAUGGGGGAAAAAACUCUCAUAUAUCAUUGCAUUCUCUAAGGAUGAGGUUGUGGAUGUCACUUGGAGGUAUUCAUGUAAACAUGAUGAAGUCAUCGCAAGGCGGAAAGAUGUUCGGGAAAGUUGGUUAAGGGAAACUAUUACUGGUCUCAACAAGACGCGGCAGCAAUCUUUACUAGAACAAAGAAAAAAGGAGCUGCUCGGGAGGCUGAUUGUGGAGAUUGUGGAAUUUAUGUCUCCAAAGACACCCAAAUCUGGUGAGCUUGGUGGUCGAGUAUCAGGGUCUCUUGCUUGGCGUUUCGCACGAGGAGAAACUGGUUUGCAGACCAAGAGUUUCGUCUUUGUACCCACGGAAAAGGAGAAAACGGACAAGCGUUUCCAUCUUCAAUACAACGUUGUUGACGAUAGCUACUCAAGGGUCUCAAAUAACAAUGAGGUGAUAAAUGGCUGGGAAAAUGGAGUCUGGAUGACAGAGUCUAUGAGCAGAAAGGUGGAGAAUGACUGGAAGAUGGUAUAUUUGGCGCGCACAGAAGGUUCCUCCUCCGCUAAGAUUGGCUGGAAGUUUGAGUGUGCAUCGGUGGGAUUGAGUGUUGAAAGUAUAAGUGUCCGCUCAAGUAGCCAGACAUUCAACAAUGGCAAAAUAAACUGGACCCUACGUUCUCUAGAAACUCAAGUGGAAGUUAAUUCUGAUAAGAACCUUUAUACUUAUCCAGAGUUUAGAAAUGCAUCCGAAGUUAUAUUGGAAGCUGAUCUAUGUGAUGGAGAAGGAAAUACUGCGUGGCAACAUACACAGUUGUUUAGAGAGAGCCUAAGUGGGACUGAACCCGCGUUGGAAAUUAUUAUAACUUUUAAAGAACUUUAGAAAUUCUGGAAUAACAUUUUUAACAUUAUAAGUGAGGUCUGUUUGAUAUGAAGAGAUGCUUCCUUAGGGAUCCAGACGUGAUUGAGACAUUACAGCUUUUACAUUGACGGUUUACAUUGCCUUUGCUGUUCUACAGUUUUCCCUGAGGUGCACAUAGGACACACUAGCUUUCUGAUAAAACUUCUGUACUGGUGGAGGGGAGUUUCCAGAAUUGUACAUUUUUUUAAAGGUUUUAUUGUGUUGUAAAAAUCCAGUUGAACAGUAUGAUGUCUUAAAAUGUCUUAUGCCUAAAGGCGUUAUUCAGGAAUACAUAACCAGAGCUUAUUUCUUCCAAAAAAGGCACCACCUCUGUCCUCAGGUUGUGU
Molecule: messenger RNA, 2233 nt
Organism: Hyla sarda
Lineage: Eukaryota; Metazoa; Chordata; Amphibia; Anura; Hylidae
Gene: NGLY1
Product: N-glycanase 1
Exons: 12
Coding region: 24-1868 (614 amino acids)
Biological process (GO): glycoprotein catabolic process; protein quality control for misfolded or incompletely synthesized proteins; protein deglycosylation
Cellular component (GO): cytoplasm; nucleus; cytosol
Molecular function (GO): peptide-N4-(N-acetyl-beta-glucosaminyl)asparagine amidase activity
Source: RefSeq, a predicted model, not a curated record